Molecule: messenger RNA, 1983 nt
Organism: Zeugodacus cucurbitae (melon fly)
Lineage: Eukaryota; Metazoa; Arthropoda; Insecta; Diptera; Tephritidae
Exons: 3
Coding region: 242-595 (117 amino acids)
Source: RefSeq, a predicted model, not a curated record
GUGAACUCGAAAUGCCGCUGGUGAGUAAGAGGUUACGAUUUGAAAUAAUUGACGCUUAAAAGUAUGCUACAGUGAGAAUACUUGGAUUAUAUUUCUUAAUAUUUACUAUAAUUAUCGAAAAAAAAUAUAUACUUAUGAUAUAGCUUAUAGGUUAUAAUAUCAACAAACGUAUGCGUUUAUAUAAAGACGCCGAAAUGAAUCAGUGCUAUGUGGAGACCAGCAAUAAUAUUGAAUUCAUAAAAUGUAUUAUCAAAAUUCGCAAGAAAUUAUUGGCCGCGCUAAAUCAGAAUUGUUUCACAAUCUCAUCGUACUCUUCGCCGCCAGCAUGGCCAUGGCUGCACCCGCUGACGAAUCCUCUGCAAAGGAGAAGCGCGGCCUCACCUUGGGUCUGGGCUAUCAUGCACCAUUGCUAACACAUUCAACCACACAUCUGGUGGCACCAACUGUGUACCAUUCAGCACCGCUGUUGCAUGCACCUGUCAUACAUGCACCACUCAUUACGCACUCGGCACCAAUUAUCACCUCACAUGCCAUUUCACAUUCGAUUUUGCCCUCAUAUCACUUGCCAGCCUAUUCAUCGUUGCAUUACAAAUAAAUGCGUCAGAUGCGAUUUUUUGCUGUGCAAGGCAACAACAGCAAACAAAUUACAACAAAUUGGUUUACUAAAAUAAUGACAGAGGCAGAAAUCAAUGAAAUGAAUUAUGCAUUUUUUUUUUAAAUAGAUGGCAACACUUACACAUUAUUCACACUAUUCAAAAGCUUACUAUUUACAGUGCUUAUUAAAGGAUUAUUAUUGCACAAUAGUAUAUUUGCCGACGUGUUUUUUAUAGCAAAAUAAAUUCUUGUAUGUCUCAAAGCAGUGAAAUAAAGCCGCUUAUAUGUCAAUAAUAGCUACAGCAAAAACAACACCUUGUGGUUUCUUAUUUUCUUUGCUUUCUCUCCACAUUUUAUUUUAUUUUAUUUUCACUUUCAACUGUUUACUUUUCGUUAUUCUUUUUUUUAGCUUUUUUGUUUGACUGUUUUGCUCCUUCUUUCGCCUUUUGUAGAUUUUGCUGGUUUUUAUUUUUAAAAUCCCUUUGAGAUUUUGCGGCUCUGGCAUCAUGUUAAUGUAUAAUUUGUGGAUACUGUGUAUAAGCUAUAAUAAAGAGCUUGUUUGCUUGAUACUUUAGAUGUUUUUUAUGUUGCCCAGUGGAUUUGUGGAGGUGGUAAUAGCUAGUAAUAGAGAAGACUGAAAAAUACUUUUUAACUUUUUAUUUGCAGAAAUAGCAUUUAAAGUACUUGUUUACGUGUGAUUUUUGCAAAUUUAAGAAUACUGCAAAUUUACGGAUGUAGAGAAAAAUAAAGGUGUCUGGGGGAUAUGGAUUUCGUUAAAUCAAGGUCCAUUCCUGUCAUGGAUAGUGGGUUAAUAGAAGGUGAAAUAGGAACAUAUAUGCCUUUUAAUGUUAAGAAAUACAUUUUAGCUUUUGAAUUAUAAAACUAAGAAGAGGUUUCCAAGAGCUGAGAAUUCCAGAAAGCGACAAUGUGAAUAAUGAAAUCGGAUCAAACACAGAUUUGCGAAAACAGGCAUCUCCAUAGCAUGUGUCAAAUAAAAUGGGUUGGACGUGAUUUAAAGGCAAAAAAAAAAUGAAAGAUAUAAACACUUGAAGACGGAUCCCAACAUUGGCAACUCUGGAAAAUUUGAAACGUUGGAAUUUGCUAACUUGUAUUAAUUUUUUGUUGAAUAUUUAUAAAUCGGACAAUUGCCACGUCCACAAAAUGGUCAAAACCGAAAACAUAUAAAGUGUCAUAACUAAGCCAUAGAUAAAGUUAUAACAUCAAAGUGUAAAAAAUUUUAGUACAAAGGAUCACACUAGGAAGGGGCAUAUUUGAAUGUAAAUUUUUUGGGAAAGUGGGCGUGGCCACGCUCCCAAAUAUGUUUUUUGUGCAUAUCUCGUAUACAACAAAAGCUAUAUCAUCGAAAUGCUCUAGAAUCGUUUCUUUUAA